Molecule: messenger RNA, 1956 nt
Organism: Anolis carolinensis (green anole)
Lineage: Eukaryota; Metazoa; Chordata; Lepidosauria; Squamata; Anolidae
Gene: lrrc59
Product: leucine rich repeat containing 59
Exons: 9
Coding region: 237-1142 (301 amino acids)
Biological process (GO): signal transduction
Molecular function (GO): protein binding
Source: RefSeq, a predicted model, not a curated record
UCGCUUUCCCUCUCUCUGGUUCCCCUCUGAGCGGAGGAAGGUGCGGAAGUGGCUGGCACUGGCCGCGGCGUGAGGGUGUAUGAUACAGUGGAGCCCCCGGUGGCACAGCGGAUUAAACCACUGAGCUGCUGAACUUGCUGACCAAAAGGCUGGUGGUUCGAAUCUGUAGAGCAGGGAACUCAAGAAUAUUCAUUCAACAAGUUAGUUGGAAGACUGGUUUUGGUUUAUUAAAGACUAUGUCCAGAUCUGGAGGAAAAGGGGUGAACCUAAAGGAUAAACUAGAGGGCAAUGAGUUGGACCUCAGUUUGUGUGACCUGAAUGAAGUGCCAGUUAAAGAGCUGGCAGGACUUCCAAAGGCAACUAUUUUGGAUUUGUCUUGUAACAAUCUUACAGCAUUACCUUCUGACUUCUGUAGUUUGACCCAUCUCGUGAAACUGGACUUAAGUAAAAAUCAGCUUCAGCAACUGCCUUCAGACUUUGGUCGCUUGGUCAACUUGCAACAUCUGGAUCUGCUGAACAAUCGAUUAGUAACUUUGCCAGUCAGUUUUGCCCAACUCAAGAAUCUGAAGUGGCUGGAUCUGAAAGACAACCCCUUAGAUCCUAUGCUAGCAAAGGUUGCUGGAGAUUGCUUAGAUGAAAAAGAGUGUAAGCAAGCUGCCAUCAGAGUACUGCAGCAUAUGAGGACCAUUCAGUCUGAAUUAGAUCGUGAGAGGCAACGGAAGCUACAGGCAGAGCGAGAGCUGGAGAAGAAACGUGAAGCAGAUCGGCAAGCAAGAGAAGCCCAAGAGAGGGAACUUCGUAAGCGGGAGAAAGCUGAAGAAAAAGAACGCCGAAGAAGGGAAUAUGAUGCCCUGAGACUUGCAAAAGAGGAAAUGACGAAACAACCAAAGAAAGAAACGGAGUCCUCAACUUCCCGUCCAUCACAUCCGCCCCAACACAAACGCUCUUGGUCCAGAGUCUUAUUGAAGAUACUGCUGCUCCUGCUCUUAGGUGCCUUGAGUACAUUGGCUGUUUGCAGGGUUACAGAGCUGCGGCACCAACCUGUCUGUAUUAGUGUCAAUAUGCUCUAUGAAGAUACACUGACCCUUUUACGAAGUCGUGAAAUGCUUCAGAACGUCCUACAGCCAAACUCACAGCAAUAACACUGCUUCAGCUUUGGAGGACUAUUCCUUAGACAGUGUCUCCUGCUGAUUUUACAUCAGAACAGCUAGGAUUCCUAUGGAAUUGAGCUCUGAUGAAAAUUGCUGACAGAUCAUUCAGCUUUGGUGGCCUACAUAGAACUGAGCAGAAUAUCUGCUAGUAUCUUUUCCUUCCCCACUUUCUAUUCCCAAGGCAAACGUCUUAAUUUUCCUUCCCCAUAGCGGAGAGUCUGCAAAACGCAGGUUUUGGGUCUCUAGAGCAAGUCCCAUAUUCUUAACAGCUUGGCUCCAUUUUGUCAUCUUAAGAAGCCUUUAUAUUUAGUUUUUGAAUGUUAUUGCUACAGGAAAUCCAUAUUGAUUUGGGGAAUUAAUUCUAUGCUAGGAUGGCUAAAUUACCCAGUGGAGAAUGAAGCUAAUAACAUGCUGGCUAAUAUUUCAUAUUUAAUGCUCAUCAGCUUUAUGUCUGAUCUGUGGGUGGAUGUCUUUUAUAUACUGUAGCUACUAACUAAACAACCCUAUUGCGGAAGUGCACAACUCUGUAUACAUCCACAUCUGUUAAAAUGUGAUCUUUCUGUACACUUGCCUCAUUGUAUCUUUGCUGUACUAACCAGGAAGUGUGCCGCCAAGGGCUUGUGAAUUCUGCACCACAAAAAUUAGGAAUAAAUGCAUUGUUUUAUUAAUGUCAUUUUAAAAAAGUAAAAUAUAUUUUUACAUUUUGUAUGCUUACAAUCUGGAUACAGUUCUGUCCAUGCGCCAAAGUGCUAUUUCUUGAUAAUUGUCACAUUAAAGAGAGUAAGUCAUUACAUAUUUUAAAAAA